AUGGUUUUCUAUUGGCCAAACAUGAAGAAAGAUAUUUCUAAGUGGGUUUCUGAGUGUGACAUUUUCCAAAGAGUAAAGAAUGAGAACAUUCAACCACCAGGGCUCCUGCAGCCCCUUCCUAUCCCAGAAUUACCAUGGCAAGACAUUGCUAUGGAUUUUAUUGAAGGGCUUCCUUUUUCAGAUUCCUAUGGGGUCCUUACCCCACAUUACCCGUACUACUGUUGGACUACAACUAGCAGAGAGACAAUAAUUUCUACAAAAUCUAAAGGAAAAUUUAAAGCAAGCCCAAGCAAGAAUGAAGUUUUCGCAGACAAACACAGAACAGAUAGGGAACUGCAAGAAGGGGAUUUGGUGUAUCUCAAGUUACAACCAUAUCACCAAUCAUCAGUUGCAGUGAGGAGAAAUUUGAAGCUAAGUGCUAGGCACUAUGGGCCUUACAAAAUCAUACAGAAGGUGGGUUCAGUGGCUAACUGUUUAGAUCUUCCUCCAGGUUCACAGAUCCACCUAGUAUUCCACGUGUCACAACUGAAACGCAGGGUUGGCCCAGAUAUCACACCACAACAGCAGCCUCCAGCUUGUGACUCCGACAGAAGGAUUCUGAUACAACCAGAGGCUAUUUUACAAUGA
This is a messenger RNA of Nicotiana attenuata, 627 nucleotides long. RefSeq lists its product as uncharacterized. The record is from RefSeq and is a predicted model, not a curated record. NCBI's taxonomy places the organism in Eukaryota, Viridiplantae, Streptophyta, Magnoliopsida, Solanales, Solanaceae. The transcript is spliced from 2 exons. Bases 1 to 627 code for a protein of 208 amino acids.